This is a messenger RNA of Ceratitis capitata (Mediterranean fruit fly), 1328 nucleotides long. RefSeq names its product metaxin-1 homolog. The transcript has 5 exons. The record is from RefSeq and is a predicted model, not a curated record. Gene Ontology annotation, biological process: mitochondrion organization. Bases 126 to 1103 code for a protein of 325 amino acids. Gene Ontology annotation, cellular component: SAM complex. NCBI's taxonomy places the organism in Eukaryota, Metazoa, Arthropoda, Insecta, Diptera, Tephritidae.
CAGUCUAUUGAAAUACACAUAAAUUACCAAUCAGAUUAUAUUUAGUGAUAACAGUUUUUAAGGAAUUUUAUUUGAAAUUGUAAAUGCAUUUCCAUCGCAGAGUCGUGUGUGAGACGAACUGAAUUAUGCUUUUAGGUGGUGUGCUAUAUGUUUACAAAGGAGAAUGGGGAUUGCCGUCCAUCGACUUUGAUUGUCUACGUGCUCUGUGCUUGGUGAAGUUUACGCGAUGCCCACUACAAAUCGACACCAAUGUCAAUCCCAUGCGCUCGAGUACGGGGAAAUUACCUUACAUACAGAUUGGUACUGAAAGAUUCUGUGGAUACCGGGAGAUCAAGAAGAUGUUGGACAAAGAGGGAUUUGCAAUCGAUGCCAAACUUCAAGUAAAGCACGAAUUGCUCUCACCCGCCUACGCUAAUUGGGUAUUCACUAAUCUUCAUUCAUACUACAACUAUUUCAUGUACGGCGAACCAAACAACUUCGAUACCACACGCAGCCUGUAUGCGAAGCGUACAAUGUUUCCAUUAAAUUUCUUUUACCCGAGUAGUUAUCAACGGGAGGCUUGUGAUAUUGUAAUGGUGAUGAGCGGUUUUGAUCCGCGCGAUAAGCUGGAAAAUCAUGAUAGUGACAGUCUGACCAUUAAUGCCAAAAAAUGUGUUAAUCUAUUAUCGAAAAAGUUAGGAAAGAAAGUCUGGUUCUUCGGUGAUGUCUUUAGUGAAUUCGACGCUAUUGUUUAUUCAUAUUUAGCUAUACUUUUUAAAACUACACUGCCCAAUAAUCCACUUCAAAAUCACAUUAAAGGCUGUCAAAAUUUAGUGAAUUUCAUUAAUCGCAUAACAAAAGACAUUUUCAAAAAUGAAGCUUUCAAUUCAGUCAAAGCCAUUAAAAGUCAAUCAUCCAAUGAUCCACUUCUAACAGCUACGGAGCGUCAUUUCUUGGAGUCUGAAAAGAAGACUAAAAUUUUAGCAGGGAUUGGUGCAGUUGUGGCCAUGGGAACUUUUGCCGCCUGGCGUGGUGUCUACAAACAGUUUUCCAAUUCCAAACGUUAUUAUGAUGGCUUGGAGUAUGAAGAUGAUGAUACGUUGGAAGACGAUGAGAUGGAUUAACUAAUUUGUCCUGCGGCAAAGCAAACGGUUGCCUUCCAUUAAGAAAUUCUGCAUGCAAACUAAUAAAAUUGUAUACAUAAAUAUUGAUUUUGGAUAGCUUAAACAAACUGAUUUUACCAGAACAUUUUAGUAAUGUUGUAGUUUACCGCCAAGUUAUAUUUAGUCGCUUUAAGUUUUAGUUUAUUAAAUAAAAAAUAAAUAAAAUAAAUUGAAUUAUUUGAGAGA